This is a messenger RNA of Alnus glutinosa, 562 nucleotides long. RefSeq lists its product as uncharacterized. The transcript is spliced from 2 exons. The record is from RefSeq and is a predicted model, not a curated record. Lineage: Eukaryota; Viridiplantae; Streptophyta; Magnoliopsida; Fagales; Betulaceae. Bases 77 to 367 code for a protein of 96 amino acids.
GUUGGAAAAAGCAAGAAGAGCUGGCCUACUAAGCUCGACACUGGCGACCGAGAGAGGCGGAUUACGAUCCCUCAGGAUGGAGGAGGAGAAGGAGAGCGGUAGAACCUUCAGCCACUGGUGGUGGGCUCUGGCGAGCGUCGCCCAAUUGGGUUGGGGCGUGUCAUCGGUCAGAAGAGGCUGCGCCGGGGAAUCACGCCUCAUGCCCUUGAAAGCCUUCGCAGUUGCCUCCCUCUUCGUCGGCGCCGCCGCCUCUGCCUCCGUCUCCGCCCUACAUGCCUCCGGCAUCUACAAGGUGGAAGACCUCCUGGAAGUGGGUGCAAAUAUAAGAAGUGGACUUGGGAUUCGUGCAAGGACACGAAAAGAAUGAGUAUAUUUUUUUUCAUAUGCAUAAAUUGGAAGAUCAUUGUUAUUUUGUAGGCUCUGAAAUUGAAUUUACGGGAAUGAUUUUGGCUUUCUUUCUUUGAAUGUCAUUAUGAAUAUUCUUUAUGAAAACAAAUCCAAUUUUAGAGAUAAAGCAGGUAUCAUGCAUGUGUAAAAACACAUCCAUGCUUACUCUUUUCUA